Molecule: messenger RNA, 1731 nt
Organism: Aspergillus wentii DTO 134E9
Lineage: Eukaryota; Fungi; Ascomycota; Eurotiomycetes; Eurotiales; Aspergillaceae
Product: putative O-methyltransferase
Exons: 5
Coding region: 495-1604 (369 amino acids)
Molecular function (GO): O-methyltransferase activity
Source: RefSeq, a predicted model, not a curated record
CUCAGUCUGCUUGUUUAUCCUCACUUUGACUGACCCCAUCACUCACUGUGAUAAUCUUGCAGUACCAAAUCUUAUCAUAUGAAACCAGACAACAUGCUGCAUUGGCGCUUGCUAUUGAACUCAGAUCAAGUGGCUGAUGAUCAAAUGCACCCAACUCAGUCCAGACCAGCAAGCUACCCAGUCUUUGUCUAUGAUUCUACGCAUGCAAACUUGAAUUACGUGGCAGAAUAUGUAUCCCGAGGCGUCAUGGAAACUGCUGUCCUACUCUGCCCAAAGCAGCCUGCAUCAAACUGGUGAGAUGAACUGGCUGGAUCACAUUUCCAUCACCUCCAGUGUAGAAAGGGGUCACACCCAACCAAAAAGGAAGCUGCCAUGAUAUCAGGCUUAUUCUGAGCUGAGCAUCGAGAUAAAUAGCCAAGUAUUGCCUCUAGGCUGCAUGCUUUUGGAACAAGAAGUCUCGUCUACAGAAUACUCGUUCAAAAUCGCUCAGCAAAAUGUCUUCUCCAGUCCUACCCGGUGCUGCUGUGGCAGCUACUGUCUCUUCUUCUGCAUCACUGGGAUUUGUUCCUGUAGCCAUUCAUUUUGACCUUUUUGCCAUUCUGGUGCAUCUUGGAAAGUCUACGGCAGUGGAAGAGGUGACAAAGGUCUGCAAUGAUCGGAUCCAUGAGAGAUCGAAGGAUGAGCCAGGACUUAGUGAAACUUUGGCAGCGGAUACACUUUAUAUCAUGGCAGGCCUGGGCCUAGUCGACCAGGAAAGCGAGAAUAUUUUCAGCCCUAACUCUAUUACCGAACAUAUGGUAAAAUUGCCAUCCUCACAGCAGGGAGCGCUUCAUUUCACGACCGAAGUAUUGUUUGCUGGCGCAUUCUUGAUGCGAAAAUUGAAGGCUACUAAUUUUGAAUGGCCCAUGCGCGAGGCAGAUGGCCCAGUGCAGUAUGCCUAUAAGCUAAUGGGAUAUGAGGAACUCUCCAAGUUGCAUACAUACUCUAUCAUGGCCCACGAGGGCCGGAUGGAUAGUUUCAAUCAGUUUAUGACAGGCAAAUUUUCCAAAACACAGAAAAUGCCGGAUCGUCUACAGGGAUUUGGAUACGACUUGAGUCCUGCAAUUGCCGCUAAUGAAGAUUCGGUUGCCAUGGUGGACAUCGGCGGUGGCCGUGGAGAGUUACUUCUGGAAGUGAAAGAAAUUUAUCCAGAACUAGGCCCAGAAAACCUUGUGGUUCAGGAAUUCAACCCAGAUAUUGGUGAAAUCCCUGGAAUAACCUUAAUGGAGUGGAAUUUCAAAGAACACAGCGAACAGCCAAUCCGGGGAGCCCGGGUUUAUUGGCUGCAGCGUGUCUUGCACAACCUACCGGAUCUGGAGGCCAUCAAACUGCUACAAAAGGUUGCAAAGGCGAUGGCUGCACAUUCCCGAUUGAUUAUACUCGAAGCUGUGAAGAGUGUAAGCCACGCAGGUCCGCAUGCAGCGAUGAUUGCCCUUUUUGCUGCUCGCGAGCGCAGCCUCUCCGAGUGGAAGAAGAUGGCCGCUAUAUGUGGUCUCGAGGUUACCUUUGAGGCUUAUCCGGCUAAAGGAGAAUGUUUGAUCGAAAUGAGGAAGGCAGAAAGAUAGAUCAUACAACUAUAAGCGGUAUCUGUUGGGUAUUUGUAAUCCACUAUUCACUGUUAUCAAUAUAUCAGUUUACUUGCCGCUGGCCAUGCAGUCAAUGAGAACGAGUUUAAUUAUUCAAAUACCUCAG